AUGGCCGACGUGCAGAAAGCUUUGCCUAAUAGUAGCGGAAACGGCUCCGAUCCCACAGAAAAUAAAACCGUAGAUGACGACGAGGUCGUGGUAGAUCUUGGCUCCAACUACGACGACGCCGGUAAAACGGUUGAGCAUCCAAUUGAAACGCAUGUCGGAGAGGAAGACACACAAGAAGAAGGCGAAGAACAAACGCCUGAAGUGAAUGGUGGUAAUCACUCGAAUGAUCGAAGUGCGAACGAGGGAGGAGAAGCACUCGAGUCACCUGCUUCGCUCGACCAAAUUGGCGAAGUGAGUUAUGGAAACUAA
Molecule: messenger RNA, 309 nt
Organism: Angiostrongylus costaricensis
Lineage: Eukaryota; Metazoa; Nematoda; Chromadorea; Rhabditida; Metastrongylidae
Source: the annotation of a GenBank genome assembly